Molecule: messenger RNA, 3320 nt
Organism: Bolinopsis microptera
Lineage: Eukaryota; Metazoa; Ctenophora; Tentaculata; Lobata; Bolinopsidae
Exons: 8
Coding region: 861-2177 (438 amino acids)
Source: RefSeq, a predicted model, not a curated record
AGCACUCUCCAACGGGUCACAUGAAGUGCACGUGACUCAUUAGAUCAUGGUCUUCCGCAGUUGUAGCUGCAGAAUCUACAUCCACAAAUAAUUUGUUGAGGAGAGUUCGUUGUUACUCAGCUUUAAUCCUUUUGAUUUCGUAUAAGCUUACACUGAACCCGGCCUGAUUAGUGAUUUGUAAACUUGUUUUAAUCGACGCAUCUUUGUCGGCGAAACAUUUAUAUAACGUUUUGGCAGUGGCUGAAUUAAAGAAACAUUUAAAAUACGAUUCUGAGAAGAAGACUAUUUCCUAAAUCCUUAUUGUGAGCUAUAUCUUGCGAAGGCUCUAUCCUACCCGGCCCAAGGUUAUAUCAGAUUUCAGUGAACAGAAGUAGAAGAUCAUAACGACUUAUUCAAGAAACUACUUCCUAACUUUAGUCAAUCCUGUGAAGACUCUAUACUACCAGCUAUAUUAUCAGAUUUCGGUGAACAGAAGUAGAAGAUCAUAACGACUUAUUCAAGAAACUACUUCCUAACUUUAGUCAAUCCUGUGAAGACUCUAUACUACCAGCUAUAUUAUCAGAUUUCAGUGAACGGAAGUAAAGGGUCAUAACGACUUAUUCAAGAGACUACUUCCUAACUUUAGUCAAUCCUGUGAAGACUCUAUACUACCAGCUAUAUUAUCAGAUUUCAGUGAACAGAAGUAGAAGAUCAUAACAACUUAUUCAAGAAACUACUUCCUAACUUUAGUCAAUCCUGUGAAGACUCUAUACUACCAGCUAUAUUAUCAGGAUUCAAAGAGAGGAUCAAAUCAACUCACUAACUCAAUUAAUUACGAAUUUUAACAGUCUCUCGACACCAGAUAUAUCAACUGAUCAGCAAUGGAUAAAUAUUUGGAAAAUGGCAAACAAAUAUUCGAAGAAUAUUGCGCAACGGCAGAAAACCAGCCUACAAAGCUGCCCACGAUGCUUCCAAGAGCGCCAGAGCAGACCUACGUAGACAAAUAUCCAGAAGAAGGUCAACCUGGUCCCAGCUUUAGAGAUGACGAACGACAGCAGGCAAACUACGAGACUGAAGUUAAGGUGUAUAGGGCUUUGGAAAAGGUAGAUGGAAACUUUAUUGUUCUCCACAGCUUCAAAUACACGCAUCAUCAAUUUCGUACGUGUGUAGGUAAAAGUCAUAUCCGAAAAGAAUGUUCUAAAUGUAAAAAUGCAGGAGAUCAGGACGGGGAAUGUGACUUUCUUAUCAUUUGUGCGGACAGUUUCAUUGUUAUCGAGGUAAAGAACAUGGACAAUAUUUAUGGAGAGUGUACGACUGAUAAGUUGAAGGAAAUGAUUGGUACGUACAAGAAGUCAAUUGAACAGAGAAACAAGGUAGUGAAAUUGAUCAGAUGUAUUGACCAGGACGCAAAUAUUCUUCAGUUCACAGCGUACCCUAAUUUUAGUAAUCGGUUUAAAAGUCAGUUUCAAUUAAGUGAUGAUGAACUGUCGACUAUUAUAUUUGAAGAAGAUGUAUCUACUUUUAAUGCUUGGUGGGCAGAAAAUGUAACUCAGGCCAUAUCAUCUAUUAGAAGAGCUUCUGAAGAAACAGUAUCGAGUAGAGAAAUACCAAUAUCUGGAUACAAUCAAGAUUCUCAUGAGAAAGCAAGGAACAUUUUACUAGCCAUAUGGGCCACAGAAAGAGACACGUGUCAUAAAUCCAAGUGUAGUUUAGGACAAUGUAUUGUGGAUGUCAACAAACAACUUAAGGAGGGUCGCAUCACUUUCGAGCCUAAAAAAGGUAAAAAACGUUCUCGAAAUCCAGGGGUUGUAACAGCUCCUGAUGUCAUAAGCAGAUAUGUUGGGGUUCUAAAUUUAACCACACAACAAAAUGAUGUGUUUAAUUCAAAUGAGAAUCUGUUGUGGAUCAACGGACCCGCGGGGGCGGGAAAGACUGUCAUAUUGUGUGGCAAGAUAAUACAACUAAUACAAUCUGAUAAUAACAAUAAAGUAGUUGUAUUUAAGUUUACUGGAGAAGGGAACAAUUCGCAGCAUUAUCAAGAUGCAUUAAAGAAAGCUAGGAUAGAAUAUAAACUGAUAAGCACUAGUGAUAAUGAACACACUCCCGCACAACUAGCUGAUCUGAUUACAGAGAGUUUGUGUAGUGUUAUUCUUGUGGAGAUAACAGGUAGGCCAGAAAGCCACAUAUUUAACAGAUAGACUCAGUGUACUGAGUGGUUAUCAUUUGUUUGUUGAUGAUAUACAGACAGUAAUGCAUUAUACUAUCACAGCUAAAAUGUGGAGUGCACUGAUUAACAAGUUAAAAGAUUUAUCAGCAGAUAAGAAUGUGUGGAUAGCAUGUGAUUAUGUUCAGGCUUGGGAGUUAUUUAGCACAGAUGCCAUUUCAAUCGUAGCUAAUGUUUUUACUGAUAUAUUAGCACCUCAUCAGAGUACUACUUUAUCUAUGAACUUGAGAAAUACGUCUGAUUUAUCGAAUAUUUUAUCUGUAAUUAGAGAUCAAUUCGUUAAAUUAUGUUCUCUUGAAUCAGAUAUUUCAGAUUUAGUUUUACCUACACAAUUACCAGGACACUUUAUACACGGUACAUUACCUGUAAUACAUGUGUUUAAUGAUUACAAUGUUACUAGUAUUAUGCGUGUAUUUAAUAAUGAAUUAAAUAGAUUGUGUACUGCUAUGCAUGAAUUAAAUUAUUCUGAUAUAGGUAUAGUUACUUAUUAUAUCACUAGUAGUGUAUUGUCACUAGUUAAGGACAGUGUUAAUAUGAGAUGUGUUAACACUGAUAGUAAGAUUGCAGUGUGUAACAGUUGGGCUAGUUAUUCUGCUCAGUGGCCAGCUGUAAUAGUACUGCACAGAGUGUUGGGGUACAGUGAGGAGGCUGACCUGACUCACCUUUACUUAAUGUUAUCCAGAGCACGUGUUUACUGCUCUGUUUUUAUAUUCCCAUAUGAGGGUAGAACAUUAGACGAUACACCUCACAUGUUACGUUUGUUAGAUAAACUGAGUAUCUUUGCUCGUAUCAUAUGGCAUUAGAUCUUAUAUUACUGUGUAAUAACGUUGGUGGGUGACUAGUUCUAUUUUUCUGAAACAUGUAUACACAAGCCUUUAAUGCUUGAACUAAUUGACGAUUUUUGAAAUUUUGACCCAGCCGGGAUUCGAACUCGCUACCUCCGGGUUAAAGGGCCAAGGCUAUCAAUUAACCAAUAACGCCACUGAGGCGACAUUUGUACAAAUAUAUUAGGCUAGCAAUUAUGACUUGCAGAUAAUUUCACCCACUAACUUAAGUAUUAUCAUCAUCUAAUUGUGUAUCCUUUCGUAUCCUUUUUGAGUUAUUGCUAGAUAUUACA